AUGGGCGGGGGACGCCUGCCAGUUUGCGCAGCAACGGCCACGCGUUGUGGAGGCGUGUCUGGGCCCGCUGGGGCCGAGUGGAGCCGCCGGGGCACACACCCGGACCGCCCCCCUCGCCUGUCAUGUGACCUCCGCUGUCCCACAGGUGGAAUCCGGAGCCCAGAGCCGGUUGAAUUGAAAAUGAACUCCAAAGAUCCUGGGUUGCCUCUUCUUGGGGAGUGGAGCUCAGGUUUCCUUUUCACAACCUAGGGCCAGGGAACCAGGGGCAAGGAUCCUCCACCCCGAGGUACUGAACCCUGUGAGCUCUUCGCUUUCCCUCCGAGCAUGAGACUGCCUGGAAGAGUAGGGGACGCGGCGGAGCUGCGCAAGAGCUUGAAGCCGCUGCUGGAGAAGCGCCGGCGCGCACGGAUCAACCAGAGCCUGAGCCAGCUUAAGGGGCUGGUAUUGCCGUUGCUGGGUGCGGAGACUUCCCGUUAUUCGAAGCUGGAGAAGGCGGACAUCCUGGAAAUGACCGUGCGCUUCCUGCAGGAGCAACCUGCAUCCCCUUACUCCACUGCAGUGUCGGGGCCCUUGGAUAGCUACCUCGAGGGUUACCGAGCCUGUCUGGCGCGCCUGGCCCGCGUGCUGCCCGCCUGCAGCAUCCUGGAGCCGGCUGUGCGGGCGCGCCUGCUGGAGCACCUGCAGCAGAGGACUGUCAGUGGUGGCCCGCCCUCACAGACGCCAACACCCGCCCCUGCUCCAGCUCCCUCUCCGCAGGUGCCUCCUCCCGGCAGCCCUGGCCUAUGGCGGCCCUGGUAGAGUCCUGGAUGUUCCAGGUCAGGGGCCUGGAUGGGCUAGCUGACCAAGGAAGUUCUCGGUGGUGACGGCAUCUCCUUCACUUUGAGAACAGUCUAGCAUCAGCACCCCAGCAAGAAUCUGAUGCUUGUGACCUAUCUGCAUAAUGAAGACCUCAAGGGCUUCGGCUGGAGGGAAAAGAGAGUUUCUGGGCAGGGAGAGAAAGAACAAAUAAAUGUCUGCAGGGUGAGGAAGAAGCCCAGGCUUGGACUCAAUGGUUCUGGCACUGGGCCAGGCAAAGCUGCCUCAUCAGGGACACACCUGCCCUAGUGUGGGCAGUAGACCGAGCUCUGGCCUUAGAGUUCACCGGGCCACCUGCUCUGAUGGGUCGCUGCGUUCCCAGCCACACCUGGAUAUACUUCCAGCUCAGAUGGGCUUGUGAACCUCCCCAUAAACAGAACAUUGACCUGCAAAGCACUGAGCAGGGAAAAGGGACACCUAGGGCUUGGCAGUCACCUCCUCCAUCCUAGGCUUCCCUUCCCAGUGAUCUCUACUGCAGGUGGUGAGGACUUCCUAAUUUAACCCCCCUCAAGCAUUAUUUCUCCCACACAGCAGGCCCGUGGUCUUCAGAAGUGAGGAAAGGGUGAGACAAGUGUGAGGCUUCCCUGUGGCUUUAAGGAAGCUGGUGGCUUUGGAGGAAUGGAACCCAGCACAGACUGCAGAGCUCAAGCCUCGGAACGGCAGGGACCCAGGAGGUAGCAGCAGGUGAAGGAACGUGAACCAGCUUGCCUGUUUUGUUUGUUAGUUAAACCACUCCCUGAACCCAGGCAGUUUGCCUACUAGAAGCAACCUCUUCAGAAGUUAUUUCUCCCAAAUGGAAGCAGGAAGCCUAUGAAGACUCAGGGAAGAGGCUUCAGAUCCCAGGAGUGGGUGCUCCAGAGAAAGUAGGAGAAUUUGAACCAUGGUCAUUCCAAGUCCAUGGGGAUUUGCUGAGCACUGCAGCGAGCCUGCUUCUCCUUCUGCCUGUGCUGGGGACAAGGACACUAAAGCCAAGAAGACUGACCAGGGAAGGGGCAGUCACUGAUCUGCCUUGAGCAUCUGUGGUAAAUCUGGGCACUGAUUUGGGUGGCAGGAGGUCGGGAAGUCGGAGGCAUUCUUAAAAAAGAAAGAAAGAAAAUCAACGUGAAGAUGGCAGGGGCUCCCAGCAGGGCGGUGCUGGGCCUGCCUGCCUAGACUAAUUCUGAGCAGCAGGCUGGACAGAGUACACCUGUGUGUCUGUGAGGCCCUGGGCACACAAUGGUGCUCAAUAAACACGGUGGAUUAAAGGGUUUGAUGUGGCUGACUCACACUGGAUAAACUUUGGACAGCUGGCUUUUGCUCUGACCACCACUCCAUGUUCCUAUCACAGUGGUUCUCAAUCUUCCUAAUGCUGUGACCUUUAAUACAGCUCCCCAUGUGUGGUGACCCCCAACCCUAAAAUUAUUUUCGUUCCUACUUCAUAACUGUAAUUUGGCUACUGUUAUGAACUGUAAUGUAAAUAUCUGUGUUUUCUGAUGGUCUUAGGUGGCCCCUGUGAAAGGAUCAUUCAACCCCCAAAGGGGUUGUGACCCACAGGUUGAGAACUGCUGUCCUAGGUUCACCAGAUGUUUGUCCCACCAGGGCUCGUGUGCAGUCUGUUUUCUUGUUCUUAGUGUAGCCCGUAGAGGCAAAAGAAAACGCAACCUUGGCCCGAGCUCAUCAGAUAGGCUCUGGGCUUCUCCUUGGAUCUAAAGGGACAAGGAGAUCUAUCUGUCGCCACACAUAAGAACUCUCAACACUGGUUUGUUUAUACAGUGAGUCCCACUCCAUCUUUCCCCAUGGAGUGAGGCUCUGUCUCAAAGAUCCAAAACCAAGGGCAGCAGCAGGAAACAAAACAAAACAAAAUCCCUAAAAACCUCAAAACGAGCAGGCACAGUGGUACAAACCUAUAAUCCAACACUGGGAGGAAAUGAGAGUAUCGAGUUCAAGGCUAGCCAGGGCUACCACAGCAUGACCCACCUCAAAAAAGAAAACAAAACGCUCUCAACACGGAUGCUUUAUUUUAUUGAGAUUCACAGUUAUC
This is a messenger RNA of Peromyscus eremicus (cactus mouse), 2875 nucleotides long. It is a transcript of the gene Hes2, whose product is annotated as hes family bHLH transcription factor 2. Bases 325 to 798 code for a protein of 157 amino acids. Gene Ontology annotation, cellular component: nucleus. Lineage: Eukaryota; Metazoa; Chordata; Mammalia; Rodentia; Cricetidae. Gene Ontology annotation, biological process: regulation of transcription by RNA polymerase II; regulation of neurogenesis; anterior/posterior pattern specification. Gene Ontology annotation, molecular function: protein dimerization activity; RNA polymerase II cis-regulatory region sequence-specific DNA binding; DNA-binding transcription factor activity, RNA polymerase II-specific. The transcript has 5 exons. The record is from RefSeq and is a predicted model, not a curated record.